Messenger RNA from Anopheles stephensi (Asian malaria mosquito), 2159 nucleotides. Its product is annotated as cytochrome P450 4c21-like. The transcript is spliced from 6 exons. NCBI's taxonomy places the organism in Eukaryota, Metazoa, Arthropoda, Insecta, Diptera, Culicidae. Gene Ontology annotation, molecular function: iron ion binding; monooxygenase activity; oxidoreductase activity, acting on paired donors, with incorporation or reduction of molecular oxygen. The record is from RefSeq and is a predicted model, not a curated record. Bases 37 to 1548 code for a protein of 503 amino acids.
AUUUUUGUGUGCAGUGUAAACGGUCGUCCAAACGCGAUGCUUCCCGGGCUCUUGGUACUGGCGGUGAUCUUGUGCUCCGUAACACUGUCCUGGUACUGGAAGCAGCGGUUAAGGUGGGCCGAUCGACUGCCGCGUGCCCGGCCCGUCCAUCGGUGGUUAGGAAAUUUGGGCGAUUUUCUGGGUAAAAGCCCGGGUGAAGUGUUUCUGGUGCUGGAUCAACAUUUCCGGCAGCAUGAUCGUUUGUUUACGCUGCGCUUUGGAUCACAGCUUGCGAUCGGGAUCAGCCAUCCGGAGUUGGUGCAGACCGUGCUGACGCAUCCCGACUGCCAGGCGAAACCGGAUCUUUACAAGGUGGUACGGUUGCCGAACGGGCUGCUGGCGGCCAAAUACGAUGUGUGGAAAGCGCACCGGAAAACGCUCAACUCAACGUUCAACGCCCGCAUACUGGAGAGCUUUGUGCCGAUCUUCAACGACUGUACACAGCGGCUGGUGGGACGUUUAGAUCGUUACGCACAAACAGGCGACCAGUGCAACAUCCUGGAGUACAUCUCGGCCUGUACGCUCGAGAUGAUAAGUCGAACCUCGCUCGGCGGGAAGGUUCUCGAGCGCGACGGAGCAGCCCAAUUUAUCGCCAAUUUAGAGGUCGCACUCAAGACGAUUGGGGUGCGAAUUUUCAACAUUUUCCUGCACAUUGACUUCAUCUACCAGUUGACCGAGCUGUAUCGGAACGAAAUGCGAGCAAUCAACAUUUGCCAGCAGUUUACGCGUAAGAUAAUCCAGGAUAAAAGGAAAGAGAUUGCACGUCUUUUCGACGGAACGAACAACCAGCCGGAACAGGACGCGGCUUCCCAGUACCGAAAGCCGCAGAUUUUCAUCGAUCAACUCAUGAAGAUGCCACUCACCGAUCCGUCUGCACGCCAUUUUUCCGAUGAGGAAAUUUCGGACCACAUCUACACGAUGAUCGUGGCGGGCAAUGAAACAUCUGCUACACAAUUAGCACAUACCUGUUUGCUGCUUGCGAUGCAUCCCGAAGUGCAGGCCAAAGCGUACGAAGAGGUUAGCGGGUUGGUCUUCUCACCCGAUCAGGAGAUCACGAUCGAGCUGAUGAAAGACCUGCACUACGUGGAGUGUGUACUGAAGGAGGCGAUGCGUUUGAUGCCGGUCGCACCGAUCGUUGGACGGCAGAAUUUGGCCGAGAUUGUGCUGGACGGACACCGGAUACCGAAGGGCAGCGUGUUUUUGUUCCACUUCUACGCACUGCAUCGGCGCAAGGAUGUGUGGGGACCGACGGCCGAUGAGUUCGAUCCGGGUCGCUUCCUUGGCGACGGUGGUGAACGGCACCCGUACGCACAUUUACCAUUUAGCGGUGGUCCACGAGGUUGCAUCGGGUAUCGGUACGCUAUGAUGAGUUUGAAGACGCUGCUGGCACAGAUUUUGAGAAGCUACGAGCUAACGACGAACCUUCGCUACGAGGACAUCCGGUACCAGUAUCAGAUUUCGUUAAAUCUUGCCUUUCCGCAUGCGGUGCAGCUACGACGGCGGAAUUGAACCGGGUACUAGCUGUAGUUGUUUAUAUUCUGUAGUGCUACGAACUGUCAUUUGAGCGACAAACCGACUGACAGAUGGGGCGUUAGCUGUAGCGUUAUUAUUAGCGUAUGUGUAGUAGUGUGCAACGAGAGCCGCUUCACCAUAGCAGGCAUGGACCCUGGAAGUUAAUAAAAGUAUAAUUUUCAGUUGCACCGUUUCCGGGAAAACAUCGUCCGCGAACAGUAAUAAAAGGCUUCAAUCAAUUUCAAGUUCAGGAUGCUUUAAAAUGUGUGCAGUUUAUUGUGUGCUCCGUUAGCUGCUAGCGCUUAUGUACACGUCUGUCACGAUCGUCCUGCGCUUCUGAACGGUCGCAUACAAGGAUGUGCAUAGGUCCGGACAGGUUCGGUCCGUCUAACGCGGCUAGACGUUGGCUGACGCACCCACCGACAGCACGGCAGGCCGGUUCGCUGCUAUAAUAAUGGUUUUAGCAGACAAUAACGUGUUCGAAGUGGACUAGUGAUAAUUAGAGUAGUUCCAGUGGUGCUGCACCGUUUCUCGACAGAGUGUGUGUGUGUGUGUUCAGUUUUGCAGUUACCGACCGACCGACCUGACCCGACAGGAGCCCGAGGAUU